AUGCCUUGCCAGCACCCUGAGCACAUCCUUGAUUUAAUGAACUUAUUUGUGUGGCUGAAAUUUACAAGAUUGGCCAUGCUCCUUCCUGUGCGCCUCUUCCUGAUCAACAUUUGGCUGUUUUUUUUUUUACCAUCCCAGUUAAUGCCAUCCCAGUUUCCUCAGAGACUGUGGGACCAGUUUUCCCCUGGGAGAAGGAAAGUGGAUGGCUGUGAGUCUAUCUCGGGGCCCGAGGGGAAAAAAAAAGCACGUGUCAAGGAUGCUGAUUUUCUUACCAGGGCUCUUUACAGUAAAUCCUUGCCAUCGGUAAGCCCGGAAAAUGAACCUUUUUGGUAG
Molecule: messenger RNA, 333 nt
Organism: Rangifer tarandus platyrhynchus (Svalbard reindeer)
Lineage: Eukaryota; Metazoa; Chordata; Mammalia; Artiodactyla; Cervidae
Source: the annotation of a GenBank genome assembly